Messenger RNA from Ramularia collo-cygni, 1611 nucleotides. RefSeq names its product related to MFS transporter. The transcript is spliced from 4 exons. Gene Ontology annotation, molecular function: transmembrane transporter activity. Gene Ontology annotation, biological process: transmembrane transport. NCBI's taxonomy places the organism in Eukaryota, Fungi, Ascomycota, Dothideomycetes, Mycosphaerellales, Mycosphaerellaceae. The record is from RefSeq and is a predicted model, not a curated record. Bases 1 to 1611 code for a protein of 536 amino acids.
AUGAGCGAUGCAGGCAAGAUGCCGGACGUCGAGAUUGUACCCGGCACGGUCGUCAUGAAAAAUGUCGACGACGGCAACGUGAAAAGAGCCCUUGGGAAUGGUUUGGUCCUCUCACCUCAGCCAUCGUGCGACCUGAACGAUCCCCUCAAUUGGAGCACGACGUGGAAGCUCAUCACCGCGACUUCGCAACUCCUCUACGUAUGGGUAUUGGUGUGCAGCGCUUUGUCUCUCGCGCCACUGUUCCCCUUACUAGGCCAGGAGUUUCAUCUGGAUCAACAACAACUAUCACUCCUGACAGGAACCAAUGUGCUUACCCUCGGCUUUGCAAAUGUUCUCAUCGUGCCCGUCGCCAACAUCUUUGGUAGACGACCUGUGGCAAUCUUCUUUGGGAUCCUGGUUGUCCUCACCAAUGUCUGGCAAGCAAUCGCAACAAGCCACGAGAGUCUCCUCGCUGCACGGGCAUGUAAUGGAAUAGCAGCGGCUACCAGCGAAACCAUCAUGGUGCAGACGAUUGCAGACAUGUUCUUCCUACACGAGAGAGCGACCUGGAUGGCGGCAUACUUCACUUUUUACUUCUCCGGCGCCUUCCUAGGACCUAUCAUCGCAGGUUCGAUUGGUAGCCACUAUGGUUGGCGAAGCUUUUUCUGGCUGUCCGUCGCAAUGAGUGCCUUUGUAACCGUUCUUCUAAUCUUCUGUUAUCCGGAGACCAAAUUCAGUCGCCAGCAAGAUGUUGACGAUGUUUGCAUCGAAGUCCCGACCAAGGAUGUUGAGCAAAGCCCAGUCCACGAGAAAGGUGUGACUUCGCAGAGAGACUCGGGAGUUGUGGAUGGCCUCUACCUUCGCAAAGGUCGUCCCGGCAAGACGCAGUUCGCUCCUGUGACGAGACCGGAGAAGAAAUGGAAGAGCUUCGUCAUCCGGGAUCUUACCACGCCAAUCUUGGCCUUCUUCAACCCGAUUGUAUUUUGGUCUGCGAUGAUGCUCGCUGGACCUGCCGAUCUCCUUUUACUGUUCAACCUGACACAAUCCGGCCUCUUCAGCUCUCCUGCCUAUGGAUUCACUCCAGAAAUCGUCGGCUACACCAACUUUGCCUUCUUUGUGGGAGGUCUCUUUGGCGUCCUCACCGCUGGGCCAUUGUCAGAUUGGUGGGCUAGCCGAAUGACCUGGCGCAACAAUGGUGUUCGCGAGCCCGAAUUUCGCCUACCUGCUCUAUUCCCAUACUGCUGCAUCUUCAUCAUCUCACACGUCGUGGGUGCUGUUGGAUAUCAACGUCUCUGGCCCUGGCAGGCUAUUGUCAUUUGUGGAUUCGGCUUCUCCGGCUUGGCUGUCACGUCCAUUCCUGCGAUUGCCAUUGCGUAUGCGAUUGACUGCUACAAGCCAAUCAGUGGAGAGAUUAUGGUUGUUGGAACAGUGCUCAAGAAUAUUCUGGGAUUCUGUCUGAGCUACUGGGUGUUUGAUAUCAUGGCGACAAAAGGGUGGAUAACGGUGUACAUGAUCCAGUUCGCGGUUGGCAUGUUCCCCGUGGCAUUGACCAUUCCGCUCUAUCUCUACGGCAAGAAUCUGCGAAGAUGGACCAAGGACUCGAGCCUGCACCGGAUGGAAAGCAUGUUUUGA